UGUCAGCGCCAGUCAGCCGUCGACGAGUUUGUUCCCGCUACGGAAGUACGGCCCGUGGUACCGGGCGAAACGUCCUGCAAAAAAUCGUAUGGCAGCGCGUGGGGUUUAGCCACACAGGGGAGGGAAUGAAUCAGAGAUGCUAGUAUUACUGGCGACCACGAACAAAAUCCUCUUUCGCUUCUCCGCCUCCGUUUAAAACCCUAUCGCCGUGCUCGCGCCAGGUGUCCUGAUUAGUAGUACGCGCUAAGAUUUUGCACAGCGCGGCCGCGACGCGAUGAUUUCCCUCCACUCCGCGCCGUUCACGCUCUUGAUAAAGCUCGAGCCAGGCCGGAGGCGGCUCGCCCUGCCGCAGCAGUACGCCGUGCUCCGGCGGCCGGCGACAGCGAGGAGCGUGCGCGCGGCGGCGGCGGUGGCCGCCGAGUCCCACCUCCGGCAGCUCGAGUUCGCGCGGGACUGUUUCCCCGACGAGGACCGCCUGCUGGGCUACGAGACCCUCCUCGUGUCCCACUUCCUCGACAUCCUCCAGGACAUCCACGGCAGCGACUUCAGACGAGUGGUGGAGGAGUGUUUGAGGGUGUCGGGGGAGUACCAGCGCGCGGAGCCCGACGCGGCGGCGAAGCUGGAGGAGCUGGGCGCGCUGCUGACGGGGCUGGACGUGGGCGACGCCAUCAUGGUGUCGAGCUCCUUCUCCCACAUGCUCAACCUGGCCAACCUCGCCGAGGAGACCCAGAUGGUGUACGAGAAGAAGAUGGAGGCGUGCCGGCGCGGCAGCUUCGCGGACGAGGCCUCCGUGCCCACCGAGUCCGACAUCGACGAUACCUUCCAGCGCCUCGUCACCGGCCUCGGCAAGUCCCCCCAGGAGGUCUUCGACGCCCUCCGCGCCCAGACCAUCGACCUCGUCUUCACCGCCCACCCCACCCAGUCCGUCCGCCGCUCCCUCCUCCAGAAGCACGCAACCAUCAGGGCGUGCCUGACGCAGCUGGGAGCGGAGGGGGCGACGGAGAACGAGAAGCGGGAGAUGGACGAGGCGCUGCGGAGGGAGAUCCUGGCGGCGUUCAGGACGGACGAGAUCCGGCGGACGCCGCCGACGCCGCAGGACGAGAUGCGGGCCGGGAUGAGCUACUUCCACGACACCAUCUGGAACGGGGUGCCAAGGUUCCUGCGCCGGGUGGACACGGCGCUCGCGGGCAUCGGCGUCCGCGAGCGCCUCCCCUACGACGCGCCGCUCAUCCAGUUCUCCUCGUGGAUGGGCGGCGACCGCGACGGGAACCCCAGGGUCACCCCGGACGUCACUAGGGACGUCUGCCUCCUCGCCAGGAUGAUGGCCGCCAACAUGUACUUCUCCAAGAUGGGCGGACUCAUGUUCGAGCUCUCCAUGUGGCGCUGCAACGACGAGCUCCGGGCUCGCGCCGACGAGCUGCACCGCCUCUCCGACCGCAAGUACGCCAAGUACUACAUCGAGUUUUGGAAGCAGAUUUCGCCGCGAGAGCCUUACCGCAUCAUACUCGGCGAUGUGAGGGACAAGCUGUAUAACACCUGCGAGCGUGCUCGGGAGAUCUUGUCCCAUGGAGUCUCCAGCAUCCCAGAAGAAAAUACCUACACAAGUGUCCAGGAGUUCCUGGAGCCUCUGGAGCUGUGCUACCGGUCGCUGUGCGACUGCGGGGACAAGCUGAUCGCGGACGGCAGCCUGCUGGACUUCAUGCGCCAGGUGACCACCUUCGGGCUGUGCCUCGUGAAGCUGGACAUCCGCCAGGAGUCGGACCGGCACACGGACGCCAUGGACGCGAUCACCACGCACCUCGGCAUCGGCUCCUACCGCGACUGGCCCGAGGCCCGCCGCCAGGAGUGGCUCGUGUCGGAGCUCCGGGGCAACCGCCCGCUCUUCGGCGACGACCUGCCCCACUCGGACGAGGUCGCCGACGUGCUCGGCACGUUCCGCGUCAUCGCCGAGCUCCCGGGCGACAGCUUCGGCGCCUACAUCAUCUCCAUGGCCACGGCGCCCUCCGACGUCCUUGCCGUGGAGCUCCUGCAGCGCGAGUGCGGCGUCAAGGAGAAGCCCCUCAGGGUCGUGCCCCUGUUCGAGAAGCUCGCGGACCUCCAGCAGGCGCGCGCUACCAUGGAGCUCCUCUUCUCCAUCGACUGGUACAAGGAGCGGAUCAACGGGAAGCAGGAGAUCAUGAUCGGGUACUCGGACUCCGGCAAGGACGCGGGCCGGCUUUCCGCGGCGUGGCAGCUAUACAAGGCCCAGGAGGAGAUCGUGGGCGUGGCGGAGCGGCACGGCGUGAAGCUGACCAUCUUCCACGGCCGGGGCGGCACCGUGGGCCGCGGCGGCGGGCCGAGCCACCUGGCCAUCCUGUCUCAGCCGCCCGACACCGUCAACGGGUCGCUCCGGGUGACGGUCCAAGGGGAGGUGAUCGAGAAGUCGUUCGGGGAGGAGCACCUCUGCUUCCGCACGCUGCAGCGGUUCACGGCGGCGACGCUGGAGCACGGCAUGAGCCCGCCCGUGGCGCCGAAACCGGAGUGGCGGGCGCUCAUGGACGUCAUGGCCGUGGUGGCCACGGAGGAGUACAGGGAGAUCGUGUUCAGGGAGCCACGGUUCGUGGAGUACUUCCGGCGCGCGACGCCCGAGACGGAGUACGGGCGGAUGAACAUCGGGAGCCGGCCGUCGAAGCGGAAGGUCGGGGGCGGGAUCGAGUCGCUGCGGGCAAUCCCGUGGAUCUUCGCGUGGACGCAGACGAGGUUCCACCUCCCCGUGUGGCUCGGCUUCGGCGCCGCGUUCCGGCACGCCAUGGAGAAGCAGCCCGGAGGCCUUGCCACGCUUAGGGAGAUGUAUGAGGAGUGGCCCUUCUUCCGCGUCACCAUCGACCUCCUCGAGAUGGUCUUCGCCAAGGGCGACCCCGGCAUCGCGGCCCUCUACGACAAGCUCCUCGUGCCCCAGGACCUCUGGCCCUUCGGCGAGCAGCUCAGAGCCAACUACUCCGAGACACAGAGCCUCCUCCUGCAGGUUGCUGGGCACGAGGACCUGCUGGAGAGCGACCCGUACCUGAGGCAGCGGCUGAUGCUGCGGGACUCGUACAUCACGGCGCUAAACGUGUGCCAGGCGUACACGCUCAAGCGGAUCAGGGACGGCGGCUUCAGGCCGGCGACGAGGCCGCCGCUGUCCAAGGAGCUCAUCGAGUCCACGGCGGAGAGCCUGGUGGAGCUCAACCCCAGCACAGAGUACGACCCCGGGCUGGAGGACACGCUCAUCCUCACCAUGAAGGGCAUCGCCGCGGGAAUGCAGAACACCGGCUGAUUUUGAAUUUUUUGUUUUUUGGGAGGUGGACUCUCUGUCGACUCUCGUCACGCUGAUUCGUUUUUAUACAUAGAAAUGGGUUCGGGAUUUGGAGGGAAAUGCGAACGUGCUUCGUUUCUUUCGUUUGGCAAGAUCAAAUUCACGAGCAGCUAAAAAACAGAAGAUGGUCAGAUUCAAGAGCGAACCGUGUGUUGGGUCAUGUUUCUCAGAGUUGUGCAGGACACAUUUGGUCUAUGCUUGUUACUCCUCCUGCCGAAAUUAUUUGUCAAAAUAUUACUUUUUUAAAUAUGCAUACAUUCAUAGUUUGACAAA
Molecule: messenger RNA, 3607 nt
Organism: Brachypodium distachyon (stiff brome)
Lineage: Eukaryota; Viridiplantae; Streptophyta; Magnoliopsida; Poales; Poaceae
Product: phosphoenolpyruvate carboxylase 2
Exons: 6
Coding region: 275-3295 (1006 amino acids)
Biological process (GO): leaf development; carbon fixation; tricarboxylic acid cycle
Cellular component (GO): cytosol; chloroplast; apoplast
Molecular function (GO): phosphoenolpyruvate carboxylase activity
Source: RefSeq, a predicted model, not a curated record